Messenger RNA from Cataglyphis hispanica, 1608 nucleotides. RefSeq names its product pleiotropic regulator 1 (gene Tango4). NCBI's taxonomy places the organism in Eukaryota, Metazoa, Arthropoda, Insecta, Hymenoptera, Formicidae. Gene Ontology annotation, molecular function: protein binding. The transcript has 6 exons. The record is from RefSeq and is a predicted model, not a curated record. Gene Ontology annotation, biological process: mRNA splicing, via spliceosome. Bases 111 to 1481 code for a protein of 456 amino acids. Gene Ontology annotation, cellular component: precatalytic spliceosome; Prp19 complex; catalytic step 2 spliceosome.
CUGUAUCAGCUAGGAAAACGAUCUAUGAAAAAUGGCGGCGUGGUCCCUCUCAGAUUUUAGGUUUCAGGCUUUCAGAAAAUAAUUUAUUUAUUUAUCUUAUACUGCAAGAAAUGGAUGUCCAAAAACAUUCGGUACACACAUUAGUGUUCCGUUCUUUAAAAAGAACACAUGACAUGUUUCUAUCCAAUCAAGGAACUUUACCACCAAUGGAUCCCAUUUUACAGCAAUCAAAGAAAGCUAUAAAAGCGAAAGACAGUUACGGUCCAGUGUUGGAACGUGUGAAGCAAAAUAAUAUAACCAAAGUGCAGCAAGAUAAUAACAUUGCAGAUCCUCCACCACCAGGAGAUGAAACUUUUGAAGCUAACAUGACGGCAGUUGUUCCUUACAAUAUAACACAAGCAAACACAGGAGUAGUUGCAACAGUAACAGGGGGAGGAGGUAACACAAGUAGCAGCGCGCUAAUGGCGCCUCAGAAAAAAACGCCUUCAAUGGCUAAACCCAAAUGGCACGCGCCUUGGAAAUUAUAUAGAGUUAUUAGCGGUCACCUCGGAUGGGUGCGAUGUUGCGCUGUCGAACCUGGAAACGAAUGGUUCGCCACCGGUUCAGCUGAUAGAGUGAUCAAAAUAUGGGAUCUCUCAAGCGGAAAACUGAAAGUUUCCUUAACUGGUCACAUAAGCAGCGUGCGCGGUCUUGCCUUUUCCCAAAGGCAUCCUUAUCUGUUUUCCUGCGGCGAGGACCGUCAAGUUAAAUGCUGGGACCUUGAAUAUAACAAGGUAAUCAGACAUUAUCAUGGACAUUUGUCGGCCGUAUAUUCUAUGGCGUUGCAUCCCACCGUGGACGUUCUCGUAACAGCGGGACGAGAUUCUACGGGAAGAGUAUGGGACAUGCGUACGAAGGCGAAUGUCCAUACACUCGUCGGGCAUACUAACACGGUAGCCAGUGUAAUUUGCCAAUCAGCUGAACCGCAAAUCGUGACUGGCAGUCACGACUGCACAAUUCGUUUGUGGGACUUGGCUGCUGGAAAGUCCAGAGCCACUCUAACGAAUCAUAAAAAGAGCGUUAGAGCCUUGAGCUUUCAUCCAUCCCUGUAUAUGUUCGCCUCGGCAUCGCCAGACAAUAUUAAACAGUGGAAAUGUCCGGAAGGAAAAUUCAUUCAAAACUUGUCCGGUCACAACGCCAUAGUUAAUUGUUUAGCUGUGAACGCCGAUGGGGUUUUAGUAUCCGGUGCUGACAAUGGUACUAUGCAUCUUUGGGACUGGAGAACUGGAUACAAUUUUCAACGACUCCAAGCGCCUGUUCAACCUGGUUCAAUGGAUAGCGAAGCUGGAAUAUUCAGCAUCACAUUUGACAUGUCAGGCACUCGCAUGAUUACAACAGAGGCUGACAAGACUAUAAAAUUAUAUAAAGAGGAUGAUACUGCGAGUGAAAAAACACAUCCGAUCGAUUGGAGACCAGACAUCAUAAAGCGACGAAAAUAUUAAGAAUCCUCAUUUAUGUGUUUAAUUUAAAAAGGAUUUCCUAUUUUUUACACUACACUGCUUAAUAUAAAUUUUAUGUAUUUUAAAUAAAUUUCAAAAAUUGUAAAUAGAUAUCCAGGGAUAUUUUAAA